CGAGAACCCCUCGGACGGCCCUGCUUACGUUUGAUAUAUCGUGUCCUCUGGCUCGCUCGCCAGGCGGUGCUCGGCCGCGACUCGCUUCUCAGAAUUGCCCUCCUGUGAUCGCGGUUUGUAUACACACAUUGCAUAUGCAUGAGCGGCCCUGCGCAAUAACUACCGGCCAUAGCUGAGCUCGGGCGCCAUGGCAAUGCUGGCGUCCAAAACAUAUCCGACUCCCCUUGGGUCCCAACCCUCAGGCAUCGUCGCUACCUCGCAGCAAUCCGCUUACCCGGCCCCGAGACGAGCCCCCACGGCUCCCAUGGCCUCUCAAAACUACGCCAGCCCGACCGAGUCCGAAUUCGACGAGCUCGAUGGCCCCGACGCAGUGAAGAAUUGGGACGAGGACAGGGUGUGCGAAUAUCUCCGCAGCGUCAAGUGCGGCGAGUACGAGAAGGUGUUUCGCCGGAACCACAUCAAUGGCGAGAACCUGCUCGAGAUAGACAAGGAGGUUCUGAAGGAGAUGGGCGUCGAAAAGGUUGGGGACCGGGUGCGCCUGUUCUUGAGCAUCAAGAAGCUGCGGACAAAGACAUACGCCAACCAAAGGAGACGGAACAGGGAAUCAUUUGCCGGGCUCGACACGCACUAUGUGCCACCGUCGUCCUCGCCCCGGCCGCCGGGCGGCCGUGCGGUGCCUCCGUCGACGACGUCAAACAAGCGAUACUCGCGCCAGUACGAUAUGCAAUCCUCCGUUCCCGCCACCGACCAUUCAAAGCCCUCGUCACGCCCGACCUCCCCGCUACCGAGCGGCGAUUUCAGGACGGCUCGCCAGCGGUAUGCGCAGCCCCAGGGGCACUCUACCCAGCCGACUUCCGCCGGGUCCGGCAGGUUACCCGUGUCCUCCUCGUCUGAUCAGCCGCACUCCGGUCGCUCCCACCAAAGGAACCAGUCCAGCAUGGACGGGUCGCUGAUGGCCGCCCUCCCGCCGGGACAGGACGUAAUUCGUGUCAUCUCGACUGGUGGUGGCACAAAGGUCGUCAAGAUUGCCGACUGCAAGACGUGCGAGGAGGUCAUGCGGGUCACGUUGCGAAAGUUUGCUUUGCGGGAGGAUCACGAGAGGAAUUACUGCUUCUGGGUGCUCAACGGCGUAGAGCCCGAUCCGAACCAGUGCCGCCGGCUCGGCGACACCGAGUUGUGGCGAAUCAUCAAGGACCACACGCGGCCGGAGCGGAACCGCCUGAUCUUGCGGCGCGUGCCUGCCGGGGAACCGGGUCAGCAGGAGCUGGAGAGAGCUGCCGCGAUUGCCAUGGAAGAGGCCCAGCAAAACCACAACCGGGCCAUCGAAGGCAUGGAUAAGCGCAGCCAAAUGAAGGCCCAGAAAGUCCUGGGCGAAUCGUGGGAGACCAUACAACAGCCGCCCCUCUCGCCCGUCUCGUACCAAGACCGGGAGAGGAAUGUGUACAACGCCGCCCGGGACCUGGAGCGGCCUGCCGUGGUCGAGACGGCCCAAGCAGUGCCUCGGCGCAAAGGCAUGUUGCGCCAGUUUGGCGGGCUCAGGCCGCCUAGCGAGCUCAUUGCCUCGGAUUUGACCAGCUAUUUCCCGGACCACUCGCGGGAGGCGAUCGACAGGACAGCGCGCAUGUCCAUGAGGCGGUCACAGCGCCUGAGCCGGGUCAACCACCGGCUGAGCGUUGCGAGCACGUUGAGCUUCGCCUCGAGCAUCCAAGACGCUCCGCCCAUUCCGACGAUUGCCGACAGCUGGCUCACUGCUUCCAACCAGAUCGCCAAAGUGCGGACGCGGGACACGCGCUUCCAGACGUACCGAGACUCGGUCGCCUCGUCUGUGCUCGACACCCUGCAGGAAGAGUCUUCGCCAGUCGAGCCAAAUCGGAAGUCGUACGUCUCCUUUGCCGAUAGCGGCUCCGAGGGGGCGGCUGCGCUGAGCAUCACGGAUCCCGACGGCAACGUUGUUCGGCACAGCUACUUUGAGGGCAGCACGGCUGGGUCGGGUGGCUCCGGGUCGCUCGAGGAUGUCAACCAAGCGCUGACAGAGGACGGGGAGGACGCGGACGAAGAGCUCCAGAGCUUCCUUGCCGGGGAUUCCUGGGACGACAGCAAGUGGAUGAAGGGUGCCUUGAUCGGCCAGGGAUCGUUCGGCAGCGUCUACCUCGCCCUCCACGCCGUGACGGGCGAGCUCCUGGCCGUCAAGCAGGUCGAGAUGCCGUCUCCCGGCGCUAACAGCCAGAGCGACUCGCGCAAGAAGAGCAUGAUCGAGGCGCUGAAGCGCGAGAUCAGCCUGCUCCGCGACCUGCGCCACCCCAACAUUGUGCAGUACCUCGGGUGCGGGUCCUCGGCCGAUUACCUCAACAUCUUCCUCGAGUACGUCCCCGGCGGUUCCGUCCAGACGAUGCUCAACUCGUACGGCGCCCUGCCCGAGCCCCUCAUCCGCAGCUUCGUCCGCCAGAUCCUCAACGGCCUCUCGUACCUACACAACCGCGACAUCAUCCACCGCGACAUCAAGGGCGCCAACAUCCUGGUCGACAAUAAGGGCACCAUCAAGAUCUCGGACUUUGGCAUCUCCAAGAAGCUCGAGGCGACCAACAUCCUCAACGGCGCCAACAAUAACCGGCACCGUCCCUCGCUGCAGGGAUCCGUCUUUUGGAUGGCGCCCGAGGUGGUGAAGCAGACGUCGUACACCCGCAAGGCCGACAUCUGGUCCUUGGGGUGCCUGGUCGUCGAGAUGAUGACGGGCCAGCACCCGUUCCCGGACUGCACGCAGCUGCAGGCCAUCUUCAAGAUCGGCGGUGCCAAGGCCACCCCGACGAUUCCCGAGCACGCGAGCGAGGAAGCAAAGCAGUUCUUGACCCAGACGUUUGAGAUUGACCAUAAUAAGCGACCGAGCGCGGAUGAUUUGAUGCUGAGUCCUUUCCUCACGCCUCCGGCGUGAUAUGUCUAUUUUUCCUAGGGUCAAUUCCUCACUUAUCCCUCUUCUUCUUCUUCU
This is a messenger RNA of Thermothelomyces thermophilus ATCC 42464, 2983 nucleotides long. RefSeq lists its product as uncharacterized. The transcript has 2 exons. The record is from RefSeq and is a predicted model, not a curated record. Bases 188 to 2929 code for a protein of 913 amino acids. Lineage: Eukaryota; Fungi; Ascomycota; Sordariomycetes; Sordariales; Chaetomiaceae. Gene Ontology annotation, biological process: signal transduction; protein phosphorylation. Gene Ontology annotation, molecular function: protein kinase activity; protein binding; ATP binding.